AUGAACCGUGAAGAACGAAUUUUAAGAUCUUUUAGGAAAGAAAAACCAGUUCACUACAUACUAAAGAUUAAACCGUUCUCUUCACUUGUAGAGUCUUCUCUGAAGAAAUAUGUUUCUGGUGAUUUUGAAGCUGGAGGUUACAAGUGGAGGCUGAUUCUAUAUCCAAAAGGAGACGAACGAAGAAGUGGGAAACAUCAUAUCUCCUUGUACUUGGCAAUUUCAGAGACAAACUCUCUCCCUCUUGGCUGGGAGGUUAAUGCAAAAUUGAGGUUAUUUAUAUUUGACCAAUUUCUGGAGGAAUUUUUAAUUGUACAAGGUAAUUUAAUUGUUCUAGACAGUGAGAAUGCAUGUAGAUGCACCACAGAAGUGCUAUAUGCUCAAUUUGAUUAUCAUAAUUGGUUUUCUUCUGUUCAUGCAUUUCUAAUCUUGAUGAAGCUAUGCACGGUAGAGAAGUUUUCUGGUUUGGUCAAUGAACGCUAUUACUCUGAAGUGUUCACUGUUGGAGAUCAUAAAUGGAAGGCAGCUCUAUAUCCAAAUGGAAAAGGAAGUGAAAAGAGCAAGAGCCUUUCUCUGUUCUUGGAAUUGGCUGAUAUGACAACCCUUCGUCCGAAAGAGAAGGUUCAUGUUAAGUUCAUCUUACGAGUUGGGAGUGAAGAAACAGUUCCUGACCAAGCUAGGUCAUACAUAGUUUACAUCUCUGCCCCACAACGCCCCACAGCACAUCUCCGCCGUGCAUUGGAACAUCUUUCAAUAAUGACAUCAUUGGGAGUGGUGGAGAAAUUUUCUGGGUUGAAUCUUCAAUAUAAUUUCUCUGAAGUGUUCACAGUUGGAAACCAUAAAUGGAAGGUGUUACUCUAUCCAAAUGGUAGUGCAUCAAUGCAACAGAGUCUUUCUUUAUUCUUGACACAUGCUGACAGAGCCAUCCUUCACCCAGAACAGAAAGUUCAAAUAGAGUUCAUCUUACGAGUAAGGGACCAACUUGGUGGCAAACACAUUGAACGUAAAGAUACUCAUGGGUUCAAUAUAAAGGAAGCAAGUUGGGGAUGGUCUGGCUUUAUGCCACUCAGUGUUCUCAAGGACCAAUCAAGGGGCUUCUUGGUGAAUGACGCAAGCAUCAUUGAAGCACAAAUAAAUUUUCUUGGAGUUGUCAAUGAUUCAUCCAAAGAUCAAGUAAUAUAA
Messenger RNA from Nelumbo nucifera (sacred lotus), 1179 nucleotides. NCBI's taxonomy places the organism in Eukaryota, Viridiplantae, Streptophyta, Magnoliopsida, Proteales, Nelumbonaceae. The record is from RefSeq and is a predicted model, not a curated record.